Messenger RNA from Aaosphaeria arxii CBS 175.79, 1521 nucleotides. Its product is annotated as aldehyde dehydrogenase mitochondrial precursor. The transcript is spliced from 2 exons. The record is from RefSeq and is a predicted model, not a curated record. Bases 1 to 1485 code for a protein of 494 amino acids. Gene Ontology annotation, molecular function: aldehyde dehydrogenase (NAD+) activity. NCBI's taxonomy places the organism in Eukaryota, Fungi, Ascomycota, Dothideomycetes, Pleosporales.
AUGCCUGAGAAUGCAGAAAUCAGAAAUGAUGCGCUGGACCCGAGGAAUUACAACAAGUUGUACUUGAAUGGCCAAUACGUCAAAGCACAAAGCAAAGAUACUUAUAGUCUCAAAAAUCCGAAGAACAACACUACUGUCAUCGAGGAUAUUCCCAUAGCUGGACCUGCUGAUGUCGAUGCGGCCGUUGGAUACGCCGAAGAGGCUUUUCGUGGUCCAUGGAGCCAGUUCACUGCUUUGCAACGAACCGAGUGCUUUCUUAGAUUGGUUACACUUCUCGAUAACGAACUCACACCCAUUCUCGAGAUGGACUCCCUGACCUCAGGCAUUCCGAUUUCACUAGCUCCGAUCCGGGAGCUAAACUACAUCAGAAAUUGCGUAUUGUAUUACGCGGGAUGGACGGACAAGCAGAAGGGGGACUAUUAUCCUGCUGAUGAUGGUUUUGUGAAAUUGAUUCGACAUGAGCCUAUUGGUGUUUGUGCCGCUAUAAACCCGUUCAAUGCUCCUCUAGCGACCUUCUUUCUCAAGGCUGCGCCGGCGCUUGCGACUGGAAACGUCAUGAUUCUGAAACCUAGCGAAAAGACGCCACUGGGAUCUUUAGCUGCUAGUCCAUUAUUCGAAAAGGCCGGCUUUCCUCCUGGCGUUAUUCAGGUCAUCACAGGACCCGGCUCUACUGGCGCCCUGCUUGCCGAGCAUAUGAAGAUACGUAAGCUCAGCUUUACUGGUUCGCUGGGAACUGGCAGAUUGAUCCAAGUUGCGGCUGCUCGGAGUAACUUGAAAAGAGUUACGCUAGAACUUGGAGGAAAAAGCCCAGCGCUGAUUUUUGAGGACGCAAAUCUGGAUAAUGCUCUUACAUGGACAAUCAAUGCGAUUUUGACACGAAGUGGACAACUCUGUGUCGCUGCUUCCAGAGUAUACGUCCAAAGGAGCAUUGCAGACCAAUUCAUCAAAGAGUACACACGAAGAAUGGAGUUAGCUAUCAACGACUUCGGCGACCCACAAGAUCCAACUACCAAAUUAGGACCCAUGGUGGAUGCGUCACAACUGGAAAGGGUUAUGGGGAUGGUUGAGCGAGGACGAUCUGAAGCCGAACUGAUUGUUGGGGGCCUCCAAUUCGGCGAUACAGGAUGCUACAUGCAACCGACAGUGUUUUUGAACCCGAAAGAUGAUGCUGAAAUCUAUCGAAACGAAAUAUUUGGCCCUGUCAGCAUUAUUAAAACAUUUGACACCGAGGAGGAAGCUCUUAAGAUGGCUAACAAUACAGAGUUCGGUCUGAUGUCCGGAGUAUUUACUCGCGACAUUACACGAGCUCUGCGCGUUUCCUCUUCGCUAGACUCAGGCGUUGUUGGUAUCAACUGUGUCAGCUUGCAAAGUUUGCAAGCUCCAUUUGGAGGCAGAAAGCAGAGCGGAGUUGGACGGGAAUUCGGAGAGUAUGCGCUACGAUUGUUCACUGAACCUAAAACAGUUCUCAUCAACAUGGGCGCCUAGUUAGGGACUACAACGUUAGCUACAUACACAAUUGGG